This is a messenger RNA of Lepidothrix coronata (blue-crowned manakin), 4238 nucleotides long. It is a transcript of the gene CFH, whose product is annotated as complement factor H. Bases 113 to 3874 code for a protein of 1253 amino acids. Lineage: Eukaryota; Metazoa; Chordata; Aves; Passeriformes; Pipridae. The transcript is spliced from 23 exons. The record is from RefSeq and is a predicted model, not a curated record.
GUCAGUCUCUGGAGCAGUUAGUGAGUAAAACAGGAGUGGAAAUAACACAGAGUACUCAAAAAAAGUAAAGUCCAAUCCUGGAUGUGUUUGGAUGAGUUUCUGAGUCUCUAGAAUGUUGUUCCUGGGCUAUGCAGCUCUGCUCUUAUGUUGGACGUGUUGUACUGCACAAAGAGCUUGUGAAGAACCUCCUCCUAGGAGGGUUAAGGAAGUGCCUACUAAAAUAUGGGACAAACCUCCCUAUCCACAUGGUACUCAAGCAACAUACGGUUGUCGGCCUGGAUAUAUAAAACCUGGACGAAUUAUGUUUGAGUGCGUUGAUGGGGCAUGGCAGCAGCAGCCCCCAGUGAUAGAAUGCAAAAAUAAGCCCUGUGGGCAUCCUGGAGAUACUCAGUUUGGUUCCUUUGAACUUACUGCUGGAAGUGAAUUUGUAUUUGGUGCCAGAGUUGAGUACAGAUGUAAUGAUGGAUACCAGAUGCUCAGCCAAAGAAAUUACCGUGAAUGUCAGGCAGAUGGAUGGAGCAAUGAUAUCCCUCACUGUGAAGUGGUAAAGUGUUUACCUGUACAGGCACCAGAAAAUGGAAGAAUAAUUAUGGCUGGUGCAUUUGAGCUAGACCAAGAAUAUGCCUUUGGCCAAGUUGUAAAUUUUGAAUGUAAUGCAAAAUACAAGCUUGUUGGAGCUAAAGAAAUAAUUUGCUCAUCUAAUGGAAGAUGGAGUAACGAUGUGCCUCAGUGUCAAGAUAUUAGCUGUGAUGUGCCAGAAAUUCCAAAUGGAUAUGUACAUUCUCCAAAGCAGUCUUACAAGGAAUCGGAAAUACUGCGGUUUGCCUGUAACGAUGGAUACAGAUUUGGUGACAGAUCAGAUGCACUGUGCACUGAAACAGGAUGGAAUCCACCUCCCUAUUGCACUGAAAUCGUAUGCUCUCCUCCAGUAGUUAGCCAUGGGGAUUUUAGACCUGACAAAGGCAGCUACAAAGCGGGUGAUACAAUCACGAUACAGUGUGAUCCUGGGUAUCAUUUUAAAGCAUUGACUGGCGGAAACACAGCUGAAUGUACCGGGAAUGGCUGGGUGCCCGAGCCAGCUUGUGUCUCGAAACCUUGUGACUACCCAGUCAUAGAAAACGGCAAGUUAAGUUACACAUAUGAGAACAACAGACACUAUUAUUUUCCAAGGAGAUUUGGGCAGAGUGUUGACUACUACUGUUUCCAGGAUUAUUCAACCCCCACUGGAAAUCCCUGGGUUCGAAGUUUUUGUUCCGAAACGGGCUGGUCUCCAGAGCCAAAAUGCCUGAAAAAAUGCCAGUAUAAGUAUUUUGAGAAUGGUUAUUUCACCUUGUCAAGAAGAGAGUUCCGUUUAAGGGAAGUGGUCCCGUAUAGAUGUAAUACUGGCUUUGUAACUGCAGAAGGACGAGACGAAGGACAGACACAGUGCCAAGAAGAUGGCUGGACUCCACCUCCAAAAUGCAUCAAAUUAUGUAAAGCACCAGAGGACAUUUUGAUUCACCACACAAAUAAAACUGUGUUCAUGCCUGAAGAUAGAAUUGAGUAUUCAUGUUUGGAAGGAUAUAAAACUGCAAAUAAUAUGCCAACUGAUACCACAAGGUGUGGCAUAAAUGGUGAAUGGAGUCCAGCACCCGAGUGUCUCGUAAUAGAAUGUGCAAUGCUGACAUUGCCCAAUGGAGAUUUUUAUCCCAAGAAGGGUAAAUACCCCAAUGGAGAUGUUGUGAAAUUCACCUGUGCAAACCAAUUUGUAAGAGUGGGACCUGCCUCUGUUCAGUGCUACUCCUUUGGAUGGUUUCCAUCACCACCAGUGUGUCAAGUGAAGGCCAGAGGCUGUGGACCUCCCCCUGAAAUUACCAAUGGAAGUAUUGCUGGUGGCUCUGAGGAACAGUAUCAACAUGGGGACAGAAAGCAGUAUGAGUGUAACAUGGAAUUUAAAUUGGUUGGAUCAAAGGAAAUAGAAUGUGUUGAUGGACAGUGGUCACCUCCUCCCUCUUGCAUUGAAGACAAAAUGCCCUGUGAAUCACCUUCCUCUAUUCCGAACAUUGCUCUUUAUCAGGCAGACCAGACCCAGUUUUCACAUGGUGAUCAAGUAACUUGUGGAUGUAAACCAGGCUCUGGCAAUUCUAAGCAAAUGAAAAUAAAAUGUCUUAAUGGAGAAUGGAAGCCUUUACCUCUUUGUGCUGAUCCAUCUCCUCAGUGUGAACUUCCAGUGGGUGUUGAGUUUGUAAACUCUGGUCGACAUUCCAUGUCAAAAAGGAGGACUGGUUUUUAUAAAGUUAUACAUUACAGAUGUACAUCAGCUGACAAAAAUAUUAAACAGGCAACUUGUGUGUCUGGAAAUUGGACACCAGAGAUUGAAUGUCCAGCUGAGGAGGGUGUGUGCCCACCUCCACCUCAGGUGUCUGGUGCACAACAGACAACAGCUGGAAGAAAUUACAGGCAUGGGAGUAAAAUAGCUUUUUCAUGUGCCAAUGGUUUCCGGCUCAUCGGUGCAAAAGAAAUAACCUGCAUAGAAGGGAAAUGGCAAUCACCACCUCAGUGUGUGGAAAGACCAUGUUUGCCACCACAGCCUGUAGAAUGUGCUGAUGCUCCCAGGCUGGAAAAUCCAAACUUAAAAAUUGAAAUAGAAGGGAAAUCAAUUUAUCUGACUGGUGCUAAAUUUAAAUAUGUUUCUCGGUCUGGAUACAUGUUAAAUGGAACAACUGAGAUAACUUGUUCUAUGGGAGAAUGGACUUCAGCUCCUAAAUGCUUGGAAAUGUCAUGUGGAAGUAUUCCAAAAGUUGCCAAUGCUCAGUUUGAAGGCAGAACCAAGAAAACUUAUGAGCCUGGUGAAACAAUUCGCUACGAGUGUGAUGCAGGGUUCCUGAUUGUCGGUUCCCCUGAAAUUCUGUGCAGAGAAGGAAAUUGGACAGCACCGCCCUUCUGUGAAGAUGUUAGCUGUGGACCUGUACCUGAAAUCCCCAAUGGUCAUGUUGCAGGCACUCAACAGGAGAGGUAUCUGCCCAGUGCCAGAGUGCAUUAUCAAUGUGAAAGCAAUUUUCAAAUGAUAGGUGGAAAUUUUGUCACUUGUUUAAAUGGUGAAUGGUCACAAGCACCAGUGUGUAGAGAUGUGACAUGUGAACCUCCUCCAGAAAUUGCUGGUGGUAGGAUUAAUAUUAAAAAGACAAAGUAUCUCCCUGGGGAGACUGCUAACUAUGACUGCUGGCAAGGUUUUAAGAUGACUGGGACUUCCACUGUAGUGUGCCAGAAUGGGACCUGGACAGAGCUGCCAAAGUGCAAAGGAAAAGGUGAGAAAUGUGGCCCACCUCCAGCUAUUGAAAACGGAGAGCUUCUUUCCUUCCCCAGGCCAGAAUAUCAACAAGGUACAACUCUGGAAUACAAAUGCCCAAGCCUGUACGUCUUGAAAGGAUCUCAGUAUAUCACUUGUACUGAUGGGCAGUGGUCAAGCCCCCCUGUUUGCCUAGUGGCCUGUACAGCAUCAGAAGAAGAUAUGGACAGAAACAAUAUUGAGCUGAAAUGGUCCAGAGAAGCCAAGCUGUAUUCCACAUCGGGUGACUAUAUUGAAUUUGACUGUAAAGCAGGAUAUGUGAAAGAGCAAGAGCCUUCCCACUACAGAGUGCAGUGUGUGGAGGGAGUGUUGGAUUACCCACGAUGCAGGCCAGGCAGGAGCUGUACAGUGAGUACGGACCAUAUGAAAAGCAACAAUAUUCAACUACAGUCACGCCAAUCAAGAACUUCCACCUAUCGCUCUGGGGAUUUUAUUUUCUUUGAAUGCAAAUGGUGGCACAGACCAGUUUCAAGAGCUGAGAAAUUUAGAGCAGAGUGCCUGGAUGGAGUGAUUACAUAUCCUACAUGUCAAUCGUGGUUUGGAUAAAUGGAAAUGGCAUGAAGGAGGCCAGCUGCAGAAAUAAGAGAGCCCUCAGCCAAUGCAGUGAUUUGAGCUCAAUUUUUCCUGGUGUUUCCCAUUUUGCUGUGCUUUGUUUGCAGUUUAGACAAUGUUCUGCCUUGGAAUUUGUUAUAUUAUUUUUAUGAUUGGAUGAUCGUGUUUGCAUAUUAUCCACAUUUUAUCCAUUUUUGUAAAUGUAUUUGCAUUUUGUCCAUCCAAAUGGCUGUGCUUGCAUUUUAUCCAUUCUAUACUGAUCUCACUGUUAUUUUUAUUAACAAUUGUGUCCUGAAAUAGGCUGGCUUUGGUGGCAUACUGAGACAAGAAUUAAAGCUCAUGAGUAAUUUGAUUCUCA